This is a messenger RNA of Pantherophis guttatus, 1399 nucleotides long. It is a transcript of the gene ZUP1, whose product is annotated as zinc finger containing ubiquitin peptidase 1. The record is from RefSeq and is a predicted model, not a curated record. Lineage: Eukaryota; Metazoa; Chordata; Lepidosauria; Squamata; Colubridae. Gene Ontology annotation, molecular function: ubiquitin-like protein peptidase activity.
GGAGCCGCUCAGCGCUGUCCCCCAGGCGGCGGGAGAAUGGACGGGUCCAGGAGAGGUCGGCAGGGAAGCCCGCCUGCCGGUGCUCGAGCUGUUCCUCCGUCUCCCCUUCCUGAAAGUGGUCCACCUUUAUAUGAAUGUCCAAUAUGCCAUCUUAGUUGCACCGAUUAUCCAGUUCUGCAAGAACAUGUUGAACUGCACCUAGAUGAAUGCAGCAUUUUAGAAGGAAGAAACUUGAAUGAUCUAGAAUUGGCAGAGCAUCUUCAAAAUGAAGAGGAUAGGCAAAGAAGAACAGAAACUGCAAGACAAGAAAAGGAUGAUUUCCAAAAGUUGCAGAGACAAUAUGGUUUAGAUGGUUCUGGAGGGUACAAGCAACAGUCACUAAAAGCCAUGACAAAAGAAGUGGAUUUCGGAAGAAUGCAACCAUCUGAAUAUCACAGGAGAAAAGCUGAUAUGUUGGAAUCUUUGGCUUUAGGCGUUGAUGAUGGAAAGACAAAGACCUCAGGAAUUACUGAAGCAUUGUGCCAGUACUAUCAGAAUGAAUGCAAAGAUAUAAAGCAUGUGUGGCUUUCUACGGGAGUGGAUCACUUUCACUGUUCUUUUGGAGACAAAGGCUGGGGUUGUGGUUAUCGGAAUUUUCAAAUUCUGUUUUCUUCUCUUUUGAGAAAUAACUCCUAUAAAGACUGCUUGAAAGAUAUUUCACCAGUUCCUUGUAUUCCAAAAAUACAAACACAAAUUGAAGAUGCCUGGAAAGAAGGUUUUGAUCCCCAAGGAGCUUCUCAUUUCAACAGCAGAUUACAAGGAACUAAAGCAUGGAUAGGAGCAUGUGAAAUUUAUACACUCUUAACUUUUCUCAAGCUAAAGUGUCAAAUUAUUGACUUUCAUCAGCCUACUGGCUCUUCUGGUACACACCCUCGUUUGUUUGAAUGGGUAUUAAACUAUUAUUCUUCAGGUAAAGAUAGCAAUGGAAAGGUUAUGAGUACUUCCAAGCCACCAAUUUAUCUGCAGCACCAAGGUCAUAGUCGUACCAUUGUUGGAAUUGAGGAAAGAAAAAACAAAAGUUUAUGUCUACUAAUAUUUGAUCCCGGCUGCCCUUCAGAAGAAAUGCAAAAACUCUUAAAAGGCAUUGAUGGGAACAAUCUAAAAUUAUUUCGAAGACUUCCAGGAGGCUUAAAGCAUAAGCAAUAUCAAAUAGUGUCUGUGGAUGGUGUGCUGACAGAAGAGGAAAAAGUUGCUCGUAGGCAGGCUUCUCAAUUCUUCAUUGCACAGAAAAUUCCUUGAAAUGAGAAUAGCUGAAAAAUGAAGGAAAUUGAAGGCUGCAAAGGAGAUCUGUUCAUAUAGGUUGUUGAGUGAUGUACAUAGCAAUUUUUAAACAUUUCAAAAUAAAUAUUGAAAUACUUAA